Molecule: messenger RNA, 1353 nt
Organism: Paramecium tetraurelia
Lineage: Eukaryota; Ciliophora; Oligohymenophorea; Peniculida; Parameciidae
Exons: 7
Source: RefSeq, a predicted model, not a curated record
AUGUACUUUACUGAAAACCCAGUAUUUGCUUAAAAAUUAUAUAUUUUCAUGAGAAAUUAUGGAGGUUAAAAUUUUGUUGACUUAAAUACAUUUCUUACCAGCAUAGUUGAUUUAUUCACAAGAUCUUCUAUGAAAUUGUAGAGUUAACUAAAGAACUUAUAUAUUUACAUUUUAUUUAUUUUGGUAUCUUUAUCAAGUUCUGAGAUAAUGCACAAAGAGACUUUUGAUUUUAAUAAUGUUUUUAAAAUAUCUAUAAGUUAUUCUAAUGCUGUCAAAUUAUUUAAAGAACCAAUCAAUAUGCAAAGUCAUAAAGGUGAUAUAUUAUGCAAUGACGAUGAUUAGGCACCUAUUUUACUAGUCAAUAAUAUUUUUGAAAAUCACUCUAUCCUAAACUAUAAAGUCUUUAAUGAUAAAAUUAAAUAAGAGACUCCUUAAAUAUCAAAAAUUGUUAAGAAUUAUAUAGCUGGUAAAUUCAUUAAUAAGAUACUAAGAAAUACAAUGCCUAAAUUAGAAUCUAGCGAGUUGAUGAAUAAAUAAUUAAUUGCUCUUCUAAAUCUAAGUGUUCCUUGGUUUAAUAAAUGCGUAUCGGUAAACUAAAUAUACAGAUUUGAAGUCGAAAGUGGAGCCAAUUAUACUUUUAAUAUCUUAGGAAAUAUUCUAUUGUAAGCAAGGGGGCCAAACGUUAUUUUGUUUCGUCAUCUCUAAAUUGAUAAGGAUAGGGAUAAAGUAGAGAAAUACAUAUUUGGCUAUUUUUCUCCUUCCCAGUGGAGAGUGUCUCCUAAUAUAUCAGGAAGUAAAAGUACCUUCAUCUUUUCUGUUCAUCCCAAAUUUCAAAUAUUCUCCACAAAUGGCUAACAAUAAAGUAAGUUUGCUUUAAUAAUGCCAAUCAUUACUAAAAAAUAGAGUUAACAACUCAAUUCUCAAUUUAAUCAAGGGCCAAAGGAACCUGGAUUAGGUAUAGGUGGAAGCGGAUAUGAAUAACACAGGAUUUGGAUUAAUGGAAAGCAAUUGUAAGCAAGUAGAUUGAUAGAUGAUGACAAGACCUUUGAGAGUGGACCAAUAUUACAAAAUGAUAUUCACCUACUUAAUUCUUAGAUAGAUUUGAUCGAAAUAUGGGAUUUACAACUAUCUACUGGAGCUUAAAGCACAUCUUAUUUUAAGACUACUUCUCAUAAACCUUAUUUAAAUGAAGAACAAUAAAGAUUCCAUCAAAAUUAAUUGAGGGAUGUUAUAAUUACGCUAAAUUAAAAAAAAGGGAAAAAAGAUUAUAGAGGAGGAAUUGAUGAAUAUUAGACAUCGAAUCCUUUGCUCCAGAUUAGUGAGGAGGAGGAAGAGAAAUAACAAGGGAAAUGA